AUGUCUACCUUACCACCAGGGACCGCGCCUAUCAAGCCACAAUACCUUCUUUCGACGAAACCACAGGCAAUCCCGGACGACGAUGCUGCCGAGGGCACGACGUCGAUUGUAAAAAGUGCAGGUCGUGGAGAAGAUGAUUCCGGGAAUGGGCAACCUUCGCGGAGGGCUCUGGCCAAGGCACAGAAAAAAGCUCGCCAGGGAGCCAAUAAAGGCCGGAGGUUUGGAAAAGUACGAGAUGAAGUUGAGUUGUGUUGGAAGGUUGCCAAUGGGGCUAUCUGUGAUUUUGGAACCAGUUGCCGAUUCACCCAUGAUAUUGCCGAGUAUAUCAAGGAGAAGCCUCAGGAUUUGAGGAUACCGCUGCUUUCUGAGUUCAAGGAGAGUCCUCCUUAUGGACCAGACCUGACCGUUAUUGGGAAGCCUGGAAAGAAACACCCAAAUAUCGACUUUAGUACCAAGUGUCCAGUCCAUGAAGAGAGUGGGGAGUGCAGAUACGGAUACAAAUGUCGCUAUAUGGGUGGACAUGCCUUAGAGGAUGAGGAAGGGAACGUUACGCUGGUGGCGGACGAGGACAAGAAGGCGCAGGUUGCGUUGACCUCACAUGAAAUUAAUUUCGUUGGUGGUGAUGUUCAGAAGCAGCUGCGGUCCAAGAAGUACCCCACUCCAAUUGCCUCGGCGUACCUCGAAGAGCUGAAGUCGAUGAACGAUGAAGCUCAGAAACCUCAGGCUGUUGUCUCUGAGACCACCGUGAUGGAGACCGACGAGGCGCAACCUUCCUCGACUGACGCCGUGGCGAGCGAGGCAACUCAGAAUGGAACGGAACCAGCUCCUGCUGAAGAGGUCAUCUCGAAACGAGUUGGUGGUGUUCAAUCAGGCAAAGACGAACCCGAUGUUCCUAUGCGGUUCUCUGAGAAGAGGAGACUAGAUUGGAAAGGGAAAACAUAUCUGGCUCCGCUUACGACUGUCGGAAACCUUCCGUUCCGUCGCAUGUGUGUAAAACUGGGUGCCGAUAUAACCUGUGGCGAGAUGGGACUCGCUACCUCCUUCCUGGCAGGAUCAAAAGAAGAGUGGUCACUAGUGCGCCGACAUCCUAGCGAGAAGAUAUUCGGUAUCCAGGUUGCCGGCAACAAGCCCCAUACGCUGGUACCGACAGCAGAAGUGAUCGCAAAGGAGUUCCCUACCGGGGUUGACUUCGUGGACCUUAACUGUGGUUGUCCCAUCGACCUCGUAUUCAAAGCUGGAAGUGGAUCAGCUUUGCUCGACAAUGCUGGAAAACUAGGCAAAAUCAUCCAAGGAAUGAACCGCGCUCUUGGCGAAAUUCCCUUGACUGUAAAGAUCAGAACCGGGGUGAAAGAAGGAAGGAACAACGCUCAUAAACUGAUGCCUCGCAUUUCUGCUGAAUGGAGCGCUUCUGCCAUCACCCUUCAUGGAAGAACACGACAACAGCGAUAUACCAAACUAGCGGACUGGGACUACAUCAAGGAAUGUGUCGCAGCUGUGCGUGCACGGGAGGCUGAUGAAGAUCUCCCUCCCGUCCCAAUCUUCGGCGGAGGCGAUUGCUUCUCCUCGCAAGACUACUGGGAGAAAAUCAACAACUAUGGGGUCGAUGGGGUCAUGAUUGGAAGAGGCGCAUUAAUCAAGCCAUGGAUUUUCACUGAAAUUAAAGAGCGUCGGGAGUGGGAUAUCAGCGCAACAGAGCGGUUACAACUCAUUCGUGAUUACGUCGAAUACGGCCUGAACCACUUCGGUUCAGAUACUGCUGGCGUCAAUACGACGAGACGGUACCUCUGCGAAGCUCUUUCCUUCCAAUACCGAUAUGUUCCCAUCGGACUUUUGGAAAGACUUCCUGCCAAGAUCAACGAACGAGCACCCGCGUUCGUUGGUCGAAGCGAUCUUGAAACGCUGUUGGCAAGCCCGGAUAGCCAGGAUUGGGUCAAGAUUUCCGAAAUGUUCCUUGGACCUGCACCGCAGAGCUGGGUGUUUACUCCUAAACACAAGAGCAAUGCUUAUGGGAGUGAAGAAGGGCAAGGUUGA
Molecule: messenger RNA, 2031 nt
Organism: Coprinopsis cinerea okayama7#130
Lineage: Eukaryota; Fungi; Basidiomycota; Agaricomycetes; Agaricales; Psathyrellaceae
Product: zinc finger dihydrouridine synthase
Exons: 14
Coding region: 1-2031 (676 amino acids)
Biological process (GO): tRNA processing
Molecular function (GO): tRNA dihydrouridine synthase activity; metal ion binding; RNA binding
Source: RefSeq, a predicted model, not a curated record